Molecule: messenger RNA, 312 nt
Organism: Podarcis lilfordi (Lilford's wall lizard)
Lineage: Eukaryota; Metazoa; Chordata; Lepidosauria; Squamata; Lacertidae
Source: the annotation of a GenBank genome assembly
AUGUCUGGUCGUGGAAAAGGCGGGAAAGGCUUGGGCAAGGGAGGCGCCAAGAGGCAUCGCAAGGUGCUUCGUGACAACAUCCAGGGCAUCACGAAGCCUGCAAUCCGCCGCCUGGCUCGCCGUGGCGGAGUCAAGCGCAUCUCGGGCUUGAUCUACGAGGAGACCCGCGGCGUCCUGAAGGUCUUUCUGGAGAAUGUAAUCCGAGAUGCCGUGACUUACACUGAGCAUGCCAAGAGGAAGACUGUGACCGCCAUGGAUGUCGUGUACGCUCUGAAGCGCCAGGGCCGCACUCUGUACGGCUUUGGUGGCUAA